Messenger RNA from Fusarium falciforme, 1644 nucleotides. Its product is annotated as Restriction of telomere capping protein 4. Lineage: Eukaryota; Fungi; Ascomycota; Sordariomycetes; Hypocreales; Nectriaceae. The coding region runs from base 1 to 1644 and encodes 547 amino acids. The transcript has 2 exons. The record is from RefSeq and is a predicted model, not a curated record.
AUGCUUGGCUUGAGCAGAAACCAACGCCCCAAGCGGCUUCUCCGCCAAAUCGGAGGCAAAAUCCAGCCCAGCCCUGAACCACAGACCGUCGAAGAUGUUUCCGCUCCGCCUUUAUCUUCCGACAAUGAAGAUGACAUUACCGUGGCUGCUUCACUAAAGCUAGUGUCGAAAAGCACCAGCCGCCAGUCUCCUGCUGAGGAUUCUGAGCCAGAUGAGCCAGCUCGGGGUGAUAUGAAGCGCACACGAUUUCCCAACGGCACCAAUACAUCUCAGAGGGACAGUAGGCAGGCUUCUAGUCGGCAAGGCCUAAAACACUCAGUGGGCGAAGAUACCGAUGAAGCAUCAUCCUCCAGCGCCAAGCGAAGAAAGCUAGUCACCAGUAAAGAAUCCGCUCCAGCGAAGACAAGUCCCUCCAGCUCAGCCACCUUCCUCAAGGAUGAAUGUGGUUUUACCAAGACCAGAAGGUCCAAGGCGACCUAUGGUUUGAAAGGCAGGGGCUCGCAAGGGUCACAAGGAUCUCAAGUGUCAAAGGAGACUCAAGCAAAGAAAGGCCCGACAAAGACUUCCAAAAACACGAUUCGUGAUGCAGACGAAUCUGGACUCUGGAGCAGCCCUGAGAAGUCAAGCAAGGCCAAGUUCAAAGCGCUACCAGACGAUACCCUCGGUACCCCAAAGAAAUCGAACAAGGCCAAGUUGAAGAUUGCACCGGGGGACUCAUUCGAUUCCCCUGAACAAGAAAACAAGAUGAGGCCUAUUCCCAAAGACAAGCCUUCUCUCUCACCAACAAAGGGCGGGGUGCUCAGGCUCUCGCAGAACGACGAUCUCAGCCAGAGAUCUUCCUCCUCACAACAGAGGAAAUCUAUCUGGAGUAGGAAACUAAUUGAGAAGGAAGCGCGAAAGAAGGCCAAAGAAGCACCACCCAAGAUCGAGCGUGCACAGUUCAUCGUACCAAUCGACAUUGAUGACGCCAUUGGGUAUGGAAGCACAAGAACUCUCUUAGAUACGGAUUCCAGUGACGCGGAAUCUGUUAAGGACGAGCCAGCUCAGGAGGAAGAGAGUCUUGAAAGCGGACUCACGAAGUGUCCAUGGUGUCAAGAGUUGGUAUCGGCAAUAUCCCUGAAGGAAUACUCGAAGGGAAAGAAGUUGCUGAAUGUGCAGAUGCAGAAAAGAUUCUGCGAGAAACACAAGAAGGAGACGGCCAUGGAGACAUGGCGCGAGCGAGGCUACCCCCAUGUUGACUGGGAAAUACUGGAACGCCGGUUUGGCGACCAUCGAGCUUACCUAUCGAGGGUCAUUGACGGCAAAAAGUCACACUUCCGUGACAUUCUGGCGGAAAAGAUCGAAACCGGCCAAGGCAGAUCACUCAAGAAGGAAGGCAACCUGAACCCCGGGUACUACGGUCCGCGGGGUGGUAAGCUCAUGCAAGAUUACCUUGUGGAAGAGUUUAGCGAGCUGUUGAUGGAAAAGGCCGUGAGCGACCAUGUCAUUGCCGGACGUGGAUCGGCGGCUUUUAUUCAGUCUGUAUUGGUUGCCGAGCUUGCUGUCCAACUCAUCAUGGAGGACAUGGAUGUGUCUGCCGCAAAGGCAAGGGGGAUCAUGGAGGAGAGUAAAGCUGUCGGCGAGAUGAUACAUGAAGAGGUAUGA